This is a messenger RNA of Caenorhabditis bovis, 792 nucleotides long. The record is from the annotation of a GenBank genome assembly. Lineage: Eukaryota; Metazoa; Nematoda; Chromadorea; Rhabditida; Rhabditidae.
AUGGCUGAGGCGCGCAGUGCUGCCGCCCUAUCGUUCGCCGUUACUCACGACGGAGUAUCUGUGAGCUAUGACCAAGAACUGCUCCGAGAUAUUUGGCAUGGAAUUAGUCGCUCCUAUAAGCGAAGAGUCGGACGAUUCAAGAAUGACUUUGUUAAUGGAAUGUUUCCUGCGAACUCGUGGACGCUUGGACUGGUUGUAGCCGCGGUUGCCAUAUUUUCUGUGCUCAAACACGAUUUGUCAUACGGGAUUCUACCAUUUUUACAGGACUAUAUUGUACAUUAUAUAUUUGGUGAUGGGUACCUUGGACAGAGUAUAUCCAUUUUGGUUGCUGGCGCUUUGACUUGGUUGAUUUUUGUGCAAACUCUUCGACUGAGCAUUAAAAUGUUGUUGGAAUACAAAGGAUGGAUGUAUGAAUCGCCAGGAAAACCGGUUUCGAAGCCUACGAAAAUUUGGCUUGCUAUUCUUCAUAUUAUCUCGAAGGCCGGUCCGAUGCUUCACUCAUUUCAAGGGGCUCUACCGAGAUUGCCACUUCCAAAGUUGGAUGAUACAAUCAGGAAGCAUUUGCUCUCGAUGCGACCAAUAUUGGAUGACGAGGAGUACGAAGAGCUUGAAUUCUUAAGUGAAAGAUUCAGAAAAGGUGUUGGUCGUCGUCUUCAACGAUAUUUGACAUUGAAAUCAUGGUUUAGCACAAACUAUGUGACCGAUUGGUGGGAGGAGUUUGUCUAUAUGCGUCAGCGAAGUCCGAUUAUGAUUAACAGCAACUACUAUGGAUUUGUAAGAUUUAAUAUUUGA